AUGUCAUUCAUCCCUCCUGUCGUCCACGAAUGGACUCAAACUGCCCUGGCCAAUCUGCCUCCUCCAGUGCAGCAGGCAUUGCUGCACCCGCUGGUUCCUAAAGCUCUCGCUGCCAUCCUAGCUUUCACUGCACUGCGCCAAACCAACCGCGCCUUCAACUCGCUAUCCCUUAGCAACUUCAGCACCCGGAAAUGGGACAACGCCCGCGAACUCGUCCUCCUCACGGGCGGAUGCAGCGGCAUCGGUAAACAAAUCAUGACAGAACUAUCCAGCCACGGCGCGAAAGUCAUCAUUCUCGACAUUAAUGAACCCUCCUUUAAGCUCCCACCCAACGUCCACUUCUACAAAGCAGACAUCACCUCCUCCGCCGCGCUGCACCCAGUCGCCGAACAAAUCCGGCGCGAACAUGGCCACCCCACAGUCCUGGUGAACAACGCGGGCGUUGCCAACGACGGGACAAUCCUCGACGAAACCGAGGCGAAAAUCAGAUUAACGUUCGAAGUUAACACGAUAUCGCACUUUCUCAUGGUGAAGGAGUUCCUCCCCGCUAUGAUUGAGCGCAAUCAUGGCCAUGUAGUGACAGUGGCUAGUUUGGCUAGCUUCAUGUCUCUCGGGGAAAUUGUGGAUUAUAGUUGUUCGAAGGCAAGUGCGUUGGCGUUUCAUGAGGGGUUGGGGCAGGAGUUGAAGUAUUGGUAUAAGGCUACGGGGGUGAAGACUAGUGUGGUCCACCCACUUUGGGUCCGCACACCCAUGAUCCAGCAGCUUACGGAUGCCGGGAAGCAAUUCAAACAGCCCGUUUUGACGGUGGAGAGGGUGGGGAAUACGAUUGCGAAGCAGAUUCUGUCUGGAAGGAGUGGACAGAUUAUUCUGCCUGAAUCAUUGUGGUGGAUUAGUUUGGUGCGGGCGUGGCCGACGUGGUUGCAGGAGACGGCGAGGGGGUUGGCAUCGAAGGAUUUGGUCAAGUUGAGGGCGUGGCAGAAGGAGAACGAUGUUUGUAAAUAG
This is a messenger RNA of Aspergillus welwitschiae, 1002 nucleotides long. RefSeq names its product SDR family oxidoreductase. Bases 1 to 1002 code for a protein of 333 amino acids. The record is from RefSeq and is a predicted model, not a curated record. Gene Ontology annotation, molecular function: oxidoreductase activity, acting on the CH-OH group of donors, NAD or NADP as acceptor. NCBI's taxonomy places the organism in Eukaryota, Fungi, Ascomycota, Eurotiomycetes, Eurotiales, Aspergillaceae. The transcript is spliced from 3 exons.